Fragaria vesca subsp. vesca is the source of this 1640-nucleotide messenger RNA. RefSeq lists its product as uncharacterized. Bases 196 to 1467 code for a protein of 423 amino acids. The record is from RefSeq and is a predicted model, not a curated record. The transcript has a single exon. Lineage: Eukaryota; Viridiplantae; Streptophyta; Magnoliopsida; Rosales; Rosaceae.
AGGACGUCAAUUUGCUAUUUCUCCGCUGACAUUGCUUCAAAAUCUCACGUUUAAGCAUGAAACUGACUUACUCUAAAAUGCUGUAUUGAGCACUUGAGCAAUCAUCUAUAUCAAUUCUGUUUCUCUUCUCUUGUUGUAGAAGAAAUAUUCUUGCUACCAAACAGUAAUUAGUAAUAUCUAUCUGUUAGAACAAGGAUGGAAUCAUUCAGUCAAACUGGGUUCCGGUACAACCUGGAUUCGAACACAAUAGGUGGUGAUGAUACAGAGUUUUCAGGGAUUCUUGAGAUCUAUGCUCAUCAUGCUAGGAACCUUCACAACAUAUGCAUAUAUGAAAAGCAAGAUGUCUAUGCAAAGUUCUCUCUUACUUACAAUCCAGAUGAGGCCCUCUCAACUAGGAUCAUCAAUGGAGGUGGCAAGAAUCCAGAAUUCAAUGAAAACUUGAGGAUGAGGAUUACUCAAAUUGAUGCUGUUCUCAAAUGUGAGAUUUGGAUGCUUAGUAGGGCCAGAAGCUACAUGGAGGACCAGCUCUUGGGAUUCACUUUGGUUCCAAUUUCGCAAGUGACUGGCAAAGGAAAGCUGACUCAAGAUUAUGGUCUUUCUUCCACUGAUCUCUUCCAUUCCCCAGCUGGCACUGUGCAACUGACUCUUUCUCUUAUCCCAUCUUCGCCUAUCAAAUCGUCUGCUAACUCAUCCAUAACUUCAGAAGUAGUAUUGCUUGAUCGAAAGAUCUCAGAAGAAGUAAUGUUAGACCCAGUUGAGUAUACAAGGAUCGAAUUCCCUGACAUCAAUGUAGUGAGUCAGAAUCAGCAAAUGGUGACGGAGUACUUUGACUUGGCAAAGCACAAGCAUGAUUCUGAAGGACUAGUUGCCUCGUUUCUUCGUCUUGGUGCAUCUCCUGAUCAGGACUGUGAAAUGCUCGUGAGCUCAUCGCCCAAUGAGAGCAUACAAAACUCUGGCUUCUUAAGUUCCACCACAAGAAGCUUGAGUGAUGACCGAAACAACAACAAUGCUGAUUCAAUCGAGAAAAAGAAUUGUGUGGCUUCUGUCACCAAUGGAGCAGCUAAUCAAAAUUGUGCUGCUUGUCCAGACACUCCAACCUCAAGAAAGGGAAGAGAGGCAUCUUCUGGAGAUGAAAAGUUGAGUUUUCUGGGCAAGGAAGAGGAAGAGGAAGAGGAGAUGAAGAAGGAACAUGAAGUUGGUCCGGGCCCAUUUGGUCAGGUGUAUUCUGCUCCACUCGGGAAUAUGAACUCAGAGGCCGAGCAAUCUGCAAUGCAGCAACAAAUAGUUGACAUGUACAUGAGAAGUAUGCAACAGUUUACCGAGUCUCUGGCAAACAUGAAGCUCCCGAUGGAUCUUGAUAAACCCAAAUGUGAAGACGGUGGUGAAGUGAUUCCGAACAGCAACUUAGAACUUGACAAAAAGAAGGAUGGAUCAAGAGUCUUCUAUGGUAGCAGGGCCUUCUUCUGAGUCCUAGUACGUACUUGACCAGUAGCUAAUUGAUUCUGCAAUGCAAUACUUGAGGGUACAAAUUAGUUUAUUUAGAAUCAAGAGUGAUGCUUAUUUAUUAUUAACAUUCUUACUUUCACAGGCUGCAUUGAAUUUCUUAGAAAUUUAUAUAACUGAAGUCCCUUGAUUACGUG